Blepharisma stoltei is the source of this 402-nucleotide messenger RNA. The record is from the annotation of a GenBank genome assembly. Lineage: Eukaryota; Ciliophora; Heterotrichea; Heterotrichida; Blepharismidae.
AUGGAAUGAAGUUCCAACAUACUAGUGUUUAUUUUACUUAGCUUUUUGAUAUUUUAUUUAAAGCGUUUCCCCAAAAUCUUAUCAUCAAAGCUGUCAGGAAAUUCUUUCACUCUCAUUCAGCUCAGCAAAUUUGAUGGAAGAGAAAAUCUUAUCUAUAUUGGAUGUAAUGAUAAGGUAUUUAAUGUGACGAACCUCCCUAAAUUUUCACCUGGCGGCAAAUAUGAAUUUUUAGUUGGGAGAGAUGCAACAAUGCUUUUUGCAAAAGAAGAAAUUGAUGGGAAAUAUAUUAAUGCAAAACAUGAAAAAUUGAGUGAAGAAGAGGAAGGAAGAUUACAAAACUGGGAAAAAUAUUUUAUGAUGCUAAAGAGAUGUGAAGUGGUUGGAAAGCUUGCUUUGGAUUAA